Messenger RNA from Ceratina calcarata, 3839 nucleotides. Its product is annotated as zinc finger protein 845. The transcript is spliced from 9 exons. The coding region runs from base 103 to 3378 and encodes 1091 amino acids. Gene Ontology annotation, biological process: positive regulation of transcription by RNA polymerase II. The record is from RefSeq and is a predicted model, not a curated record. Gene Ontology annotation, cellular component: nucleus. Gene Ontology annotation, molecular function: zinc ion binding; nucleic acid binding. Lineage: Eukaryota; Metazoa; Arthropoda; Insecta; Hymenoptera; Apidae.
CGGUACUACGGCGUCACGGAGCCACACCUACGAGUUUCUCGAGUUUCUCAUCCCAAUCACUUCGGUAUCGACUUCGCAUAGAUUCGAUCAGACGCGUGACCGAUGGACAGCUACGAGGACGACGACGAUACUCAUUUCUGCAUCAAAUGUCACCUGACGAUACACGGCCUUGAGAAUUACGUGCGUCAUCGUCAAUCCGGAUGUCGGUCACCGGAUGACAAAAACGAAACGGUGCCGACGACACCGACGACCGUCUCCUAUCCCGAGAUACUGAACGCGGACGCGUUCUUCAGUUCGUUGGAGUUGCAAAGCAGCUCGAAGUCGAAUCCACGGAGGGCGACCACUCUACUGGAAGAUAGUAGGAAGUUUAAGAAGGAUGAAAAGAGGAAAAAGGGCCAGAAAAGGCAGAUGGACGCGGAAGAGUCGACGAUGAAGGAAAAGCUUCACAGCAUGCUACCCGGUGUUUCGGAACUGGAAGAUCCGACCGAUCACCUUUGCAUGCCAUCGCUCGUUGGUUUUCCCGAUAUCGUUUCUACCACGGCUAGUAAGCCUACGGUUACGAGCAGUCGAAGUAAAUUAAGCCAAUCGAUGAAUCAUUCGACGAGCAUCGAGAACUCAGCGUUCUCACCCAAACACGAACCGGAGAAUUCUUUGGAAGGUCUGAUGACGUCUCACGUCGAAUCGAAGCAAACGAAUAGAAAGAGGCAAGAGGAGUCGCAGAGGAUGGAACAAGUCCAUCAAACGUGGCUGGAUGAUACUAUACUAGCCGAGUUGGCGGUGAACAACGAGAACAAAGAUUUGACCAAAUACGAAUUCGAGUACCAACAGGACGAGGAUUCGGAGGACGAUAUAUUGGAGGAAGAUUUGGUCGAAGAUGAGUCCUACUCGGAAUCUGACGACGGCGAGGACCAUGAGCGUCCACCGCACGGUCACACCGGUGGCAAAUGGAAGCCAGAAUUGGACGAUCUCCCCCAAAAUAUGUCUCAACUUCAGGACGACGAUGUGGAGCCCGAAGACGAACAUCAAGAACAUCCGCCGCCGACUUAUACCGGUGGCAAAUGGCGACCCUCAGACCCGUCGCAUAAGCUAGAGGAGUACGAAUCCAAGAGUAGCGGCGGACAGCCACCGCCAGGACACACGCGAGGGAAAUGGGUACCGGGUGCACAAACGGAUAUCGAAUCAGGAUAUUGGUGCAGUCCUUGCGGCAGGAAACUUGCUUCUCGAUUGGUCUACAACAGGCAUCUUCUCUCUGAUUUGCACGCUAGAAGGAGCAUCCGAGAAAUCGAUGGUGUUCUUUGCCUGCCACGUGCCGCCAAUGUGUACACUGCGAAAAAAACGUCAACUCGUAAUCAAAAGAUUAAGGAGUUGCCGGAAACGAAGGAUGUUAAGAAAAGAUUACGCAGGCGAGAGAAAGAAAUACUCAGCUGCGAGAUGUGCCAUGCCCGAGUGAAAAGGGCACAAAUGGGCAAGCAUUUGCUCUCUCAUUAUCACUGCCGCGUCGCGGGUGUAAAUCCUCGCGGGCCACGGGCGCGACGCUUUUUACUAGAAAAUAUGGCGAAUGUGGUUCGGCAGUGCCCCUUUCAGUGUUUCUCUUGUCGCUUUUAUUGCAACACCGAGGAAGCGUUUCUGCGUCAUUGGCGAUCCGAGCUUCACGCGAGAACACUCGAACAGAUCGCUGGCAGUUAUAAAUGCACGCCUUGCGAUUUCUGGUGCGAGGAGAACAAAACAAUGGAGACGCAUCUGUUAAGUCCGAGUCAUCGCGACGUUGUUUCGAUGAUGAACGGUUCAGUGCCGAUCGUGAUCGGUCGACAACGAGCGCUGCCUUGUGGCAGCUGCGAUCGUCGAUUUCAAUACAAUUUACAGCUUCGAUUGCACAUCAAGGAAACCGGUCACAAAGAGAGUUUGACCGCGACGGACGAAUAUCAGCAGCGAAUCAAGUGUAAUUUGUGUUCGCAAAUAGUCCGAUCAUUGAUAGCGCUUCAACGUCAUCAGUUGUCUUGUCAUUCGGAUAAAACGGAGAAGGAAGAGGCGAACAAAUCGUCUGAGCCGGCACGCUAUUACUGUUCGUUCUGCACGAUGAACUUUACCACCGCCAAGGAAGCUGUUUUGCAUCGAAGAACGUCGAGCCACAAGGAGAUCGUGAGGGCACGGAAAAAUAAUCAAGAUUCGUCGAUAGCCACAGUCAGAGAAUGUCCCCAUUGCGUCGAGAAGCAGCCGAAUUUAUCGGAGCACAAGAAACACCUCCUGUACAAGCAUCCCGAGCUUUGUCACAGAUGUCCCAAAUGCGGCACACUUUUUGCCCUCUCGCAAGACGUGUCAAGGCAUACGAAGGAGAACAAGUGUCGUGGCGAUAAUAAAUUAAACGAGGUGAAAACGACAAGCGUCAAAGACGAGGAAUGGAGAUGCGGCAGCUGCGGUUUCUCAACCGACUCCCAGGCGGAAUACAUUUUUCACGAGGCCCUGCACGACGGGAUCGUGCAAAACGAUAAUGACGACACGGUCCGCGGCAAAUCUCUACCGAAAUAUUCCUGUCCCGUUUGCAAAAAGGCGUUCGCGAAGGGAUCGCUACGGAAUCACAUCAGAAAUCACACGGGGGAGCGUCCGUUCCCGUGCGCGAAAUGUCUCGCGUCCUUCUCGAGAAGAUCAGACCUGAGCGCUCACCAGAAAGGGUGCACUGGAUCGGCGACGGACUGCUCGAGUGUAACAGGACGGAAACGCAUCUACGUCUGCUCUGAGUGCAACGACGCGUUCUACACGAAACACGCACUGAGACAGCACAUCUUGCGACACGCAGGGAAGAAGUACAAGUGCGGACUUCCGGGCUGUCCAACGGUACUACGAACAGCCUCCGAAUUGAAAUCGCACAGAAGCCUGGUGCACGAGAACUCGGUAUCCAGUAGACGGUACAAGUGUUCGGACUGCACUUAUGCUGCCAAGACGAAGACACAACUGCGGAGGCAUCAUGCUUCUCUUCACAACGAAGAAAACGACGCGAAAGCAGAAUUACACGCGUGUCCUUACAGUGAGUGCACCUUCAGAACGAAGCUCGAUUCUCAUUUGCAGCGUCACAUACGUCUCCAUACUGGCACCAAACCUUACCAAUGCCGUCAUUGCAGUUACGCGAGCAACAAUUUGGAGAACUUGAGGAAACACGUGUUGUCCACGAGCCUCCAUCCGGGCAAGACCAUCUACGAGUGCGAUGUCUGUCGGCCGGACAACCAAAAUCGGUUCCAGACGAAUUUCGCGAAGGAGCUUCGCGCCCAUCUGAUGGAGGCCCACAGCGAUCUCUUCCCAACGCCCGGCCACGCGUACGGCUACGUGUUUGGAAUCUUCGAGACCCAUCGAAACACGGCUUUCGUCGACGCGUCGUCGGUUUAAAACUGGCGCGCAAUCGUUCGCUCUUGGUGGAACGUCGCCUCGUAAUUUCAAAGAACCUCCACCGGUCGGUAAACUGAAGUUUACGAAGCGUGUACGUCUUAAAAUUGUUGAAAGGCAACCGGCGAAGGUUCGCUUCGAAAAGCGCGACGACGUCUUUAAGUAUAUCCCAGAGAUCGAGAUGCCCGCGAGAACGUCGCGCCGCUGACAAUGAGUUAUCGCCGAUGCGUCGAGAGCCACGAACAUAGCGCACGGAUGCGCUAGUCGGUUCGCCACGCGUGUCGUCGUUCGCGAUCGUGCGAACCGGUAGACCCGUACAACGCCAGGAAAUAGUUACGCUGAUGUACGGUCACGUGGCGCGUAUACGAUCGAACAAUAUCUAUACUCCUCGGAACGAAAUAUUAUUGACAUCAUUCGGGUCCACCUGUUGUGGAUUUCUUGCUGUAUGUACAGACACGAAUAAA